AUGGCAGACAAAAAGGGUGAUCAGGUCACCAGCGACAUUAACUUCAUCAAGACUCCUGCAGCUAAGCCCGCGGAAUUCGAGACCGGUGAGGACUGUGGCAUUGCAUUGACCAAUUCUCCUGCCAUCCACAAUGCCCCUCUCCCCGCUGACGGACCCGGUAGCGAGAGCUUCUCCAACAUCCUUCUUGGAAUUGCCAUCAUCGCUCCUCCCGCCUUCCUCACCUACCUGCUAGGCCUCGGUUGGAAGACCUUCCUUUUCUUCGCUAUCCUGUUGGUCCUGCCAAUUCUCGUCGUUUUCUGGACCUGGUCCUCCACCUUCAGCCCCCGCACAAAUGAAAAAGUCAAACUCCCCGGCCGCCCAGUUGAGCACUACCUGACCUUCAAGCGUGAGGAAGACAAGGCGAAGUGGCAUGGCAAGAACAAGGUCCCUCUGCAGACCUUCGCGGAGCUGUACCUGGACGGCGUCGUUGAGUUCAAUGGCGAUCUUCUCGAGAUCCUCGAGUACCGACACGACUGGGCGAACUUUUCCUUCACCCUGGACCUGUUCAAGUUCAUUGUCUUCACUUUCUUCGUUGAUGUGAUUUUCCACACCAAGGCUCAGGAUGAGGAGCAGAUUCGUCCAAACUACGACAGCGGUAACGACCACUACGCUUGGUUCCUCGGCCCUCGCAUGAUCUACACCUCUGGUGUUAUCUCCGAUACCGAGAAGGAAGAGAGCCUCGAGGAAUUGCAGGAUAACAAGAUGGCCGUUGUUUGCGAGAAGAUUGAAUUGAAGGAAGGCGAGACAAUGCUUGAUAUUGGCUGUGGCUGGGGUACCCUGGCUCGUUUUGCUAGCAAGAACUACGGUGCUAAGGUUACCGGUGUUACUAUCGCUGAGAACCAGACUAUCUGGGGUAACGAUGCUCUCAAGAAUGCCGGUAUCUCUGAGGAGCAGAGCCGUAUUCUGUGCAUGGACUACCGUGAUAUCCCCAACACCAAGUUUGACAAGAUCACACAGCUCGAGAUGGGUGAGCACGUUGGUAUCCGCAAGCUGACUCGAUUCUUCCGCCAAUGCUAUGACAUGCUCAAUGAUGAUGGUGCCAUGUACGUUCAGCUGUCUGGUCUGCGUCAGGCCUGGCAGUACGAGGAUUUUAUCUGGGGAUUGUACCUGAACAAGUACAUUUUCCGUGGUGCUGAUGCUUCCACUCCUCUCUGGUACUACGUGAAGUGCCUGGAACAGGCUGGCUUUGAGAUUAAGGGAAUUGACACUGUUGGUGUUCACUACUCCGGCACUCUUUGGAGAUGGUACCGCAACUGGGUUGGAAACGUUGAGGCCAUCAAUGCCAAGUACGGCCCCAGAUGGUACAGAAUUUGGGAGCUUUUCCUCGGAUGGUCUGUCAUUGCUUCUCGUGAGGGUAUGGCCACCUGCUACCAGAUGGUUGUCGUCAAGAACUUGAACUCGACCCACCGUGUCAACGGAAUCUCUUCCCAGUUCGGUCUUGCCGGUGCCCUUGCUGCUAGCAAGAAGGCUGGCAAGUCUCAGCUGGCUGCUUAA
Messenger RNA from Penicillium malachiteum, 1533 nucleotides. RefSeq lists its product as uncharacterized. The record is from RefSeq and is a predicted model, not a curated record. Gene Ontology annotation, biological process: cellular response to biotic stimulus. The coding region runs from base 1 to 1533 and encodes 510 amino acids. NCBI's taxonomy places the organism in Eukaryota, Fungi, Ascomycota, Eurotiomycetes, Eurotiales, Aspergillaceae. The transcript is spliced from 4 exons.